This is a messenger RNA of Myzus persicae (green peach aphid), 477 nucleotides long. RefSeq lists its product as uncharacterized. The transcript has a single exon. The annotation marks the transcript as partial. The record is from RefSeq and is a predicted model, not a curated record. NCBI's taxonomy places the organism in Eukaryota, Metazoa, Arthropoda, Insecta, Hemiptera, Aphididae.
CGCAAGCUCUCCCGGGCUUAGUGGGAAUUCGUUCAAUUCAACGUGCGUGCUGCAUAAAGAUUACACUAAUAAAAUUAAAAGAAAUGAUGCUCUUGACGAGAUCAGCAAAAAAUGUAAUAUGGACAUGGCAGCUGUAAAAUUGAAAAUAAAGAGUUUGCGUUCAUACUUCUCUAAAGAACGCCAAAAAGUUUUAAAAAAGAAAUCCGGUUCAGGAACGGAUGAAAACUAUACUUCCUCGUGGUUCGCAUAUAAAUCGCUACUUUUUAUUUCGGACGCUACAACGCCAAGGGAGACUAAGGAAAGUGAGAAAGAUGAUAACCCUGCAAGCCUAAAUAACAACGAAGAAGUAAGUUUUCUUUCUUAGUGCAUUUUAUAUAGUAUACUCAGCAUCAGACUAGCUUGCAGUAGUUUAGUCUAUUAGUUUAUUUGCAUCAUAAGUUCUUAUAAUCUAAUAUUGUAUAAUUAAUUAAAAUAUUU